ACUCACUUUGUCACCCCUCGGUGGCCCUCUACCUCCUUUCCCCUCCUCUCUCUCGCUCUCUCUCUCUCUCUCUCGCCAUCGCUCCGAGGACAAGAGCGCCCGCAGACGCAUUUCUCUCCAGAGCAAACCCCCCCCCCUCUCUCAUGCCACCCCCUCCCACACACACCACCUCUUUCUCUCCGUCGCUCCCUCCAUCUCUCCUCCACUCUCGCCUUUACGCACACAGUAUUGUCAACAAAGCUGGAGAACAAGGGACGAGGAGGCAACAGGGGAAUCAAAGUAGACGGGACCCCCGGCGUCGACCCACCUUGAUGCUGUGAGGAAGAGGUGGAGGAUCGAAGGACAGCGCGAGGAGCCCAAAGUGACAGGAAAAGGGGGCAAGCACGCACGCACGCACACAGCAGGACCGCUGCCUUGGUCUUCAUGGUGCUUGGGACACUUGGAGUAUGUAUGAAAAGUUAACCAUGCUGAACCUGCAGAGCGGUUCCAACUGGAGCGGGCCCAACAACUGGUACCACGACCCCACUGGUGUACAAACUCAACACAGCACAGUGUCCGAGGGCUGCCUGCUGGAAGCGGAGGGCGGCAUGGGAGGCGACGCGGUUGUCGGAAGCGGAGGAGGAGGAGCGGGAGGAGGCGCGGGCCGAGGGGGAGGCGUGCCCGCGGAUAGGGACGAGGGAGAGGAGUCUCAGCUCAGGCUGCAGCUCAAGAGGAAGCUGCAGAGGAACCGCACCAGCUUCACGCAGGAGCAGAUCGAGGCGCUGGAGAAAGAAUUCGAAAGGACGCAUUACCCGGACGUCUUUGCGAGGGAGAGACUGGCCAAUAAGAUUGACUUACCGGAGGCCAGGAUACAGGUGUGGUUCUCCAACCGGAGAGCCAAGUGGAGGCGGGAGGAGAAGCUGCGCAACCAAAGGAGGUCGGGAGGAGUGACUUCCUGUUCGCAGAGUCAAGCCCCCCUAACCACUUCCUUUAACACGUCCGUCUACCAUCAGCAGCACGGCAGCAGUUCGGGGUCCAUGUUGAGUCAGGCCGAGUCGUCGCUACCAAGCUACAGCUCGCUGUCAGUCUUCUCAUCUGGAGUCCAGUCCAUCCCUCCGCAGUCGGCCUCCUCGUACUCUUGCAUGUUGCCUCCAUCUCCAUCUGCGCCACGCAGCUUUGACUCUUCAGCAUAUUCCUCCCCUCACCUCCAGACUGCACCUUCGGCCAACUCCAACACCGGCCUCAUAUCACCCGGCGUCUCAGUGCCGGUGCAAGUUCCAGGAACCGACCCGCAGGGCAUGAGCCAGAACCUGGGCCAGUACUGGGCCAGAUUACAGUGAACGACAACCAUCGUAGAAGAAGUACAAAAAAAGAAGACGGAAGAGAAAUAAAGGAUAACACAGGACUGAGCUUUCCAAAAUAAGCUGAGGAAACCUGAUAUGCAUCAAAUGUUUACAAACGUAUCCAAGAACAGCUUUGGUUACACGCGACGAUACUCUAUUGCUAUUUGCAUUGUGUUUACUUGCCCGGACAGAGUCGGAUUAAAACUAGUGUAGGAUUAGAUUUCAAUCGAGGUGCGGACAAUUUCACUGGAUGAUUCAAGUAAAUGCCAGCAAAUGUCUGUAGUGUAUUGUGAAGUCGAAUCACAGUUCCUUGUUCCACAAGUGGUAGAAACUACAUGCCCAUUUGGCUUCAGGUCAAUUGAAAACCAUUAAAAAAAAAAACACACAAAACAGACACACACACAUAUACAAAACAAAGGUUCUUUUUGCUCAGAAUGCGCGUUUCUGUACAUACAUCUGCGUAUGAUGACAUGUGGACUUUUGUCAGAUGUUGCCGGAGAGAUGAAUGUAGCAUUUUAUGCUAAUUUGUUGAUCCAAAAUUAACUAUAUGGCAAAACACGCAGAUACCCAACAGGGAUUUCUAGACC
Messenger RNA from Hippocampus zosterae (dwarf seahorse), 1909 nucleotides. RefSeq names its product paired box 10 (gene pax10). Bases 447 to 1319 code for a protein of 290 amino acids. Gene Ontology annotation, molecular function: RNA polymerase II cis-regulatory region sequence-specific DNA binding; DNA-binding transcription factor activity, RNA polymerase II-specific. NCBI's taxonomy places the organism in Eukaryota, Metazoa, Chordata, Actinopteri, Syngnathiformes, Syngnathidae. The record is from RefSeq and is a predicted model, not a curated record. The transcript has 8 exons. Gene Ontology annotation, biological process: regulation of transcription by RNA polymerase II; anatomical structure development.